AUGGCGCAAAGUAAUUGGGAAGCUGAUAAGAUGCUUGAUGUUUACAUAUAUGAUUAUUUGGUGAAGAAGAAACUGCAUAAUACUGCAAAGUCAUUUAUGACUGAAGGGAAAGUCUCACCGGAUCCAGUUGCAAUUGAUGCACCUGGAGGGUUUCUUUUUGAGUGGUGGUCUGUGUUUUGGGAUAUCUUUAUUGCAAGGACAAAUGAGAAACAUUCAGAGGCUGCUGCAGCUUAUAUUGAGGCACAACAAGGUAAAGCGAAGGAGCAGCAAAUGCAAAUGCAGCAACUGCAGAUGAUGCGUCAAGCUCAAAUGCAGCGCAGGGAUCCUAAUCAUCCUUCUCUUGGAGGUCCAAUGAAUGCUAUUGGUUCUGAAGGUAUGCUUGGGCAGUCAAAUGCCAGUGCUAUGGCUGCAAAAUUGUACGAAGAACGUAUGAAGCAACCAAAUUCAAUGAACACGGAGACAUCCCAACCCCAUCUUGAUGCAAGGAUGGCCCUUCUUAAAUCAUCAACAAACCAUCAUGGUCAGAUGGUCCAAGGAAAUCAUCAAGGAGUUUCGGCAGCGCUGCAGCAAAUUCAAUCACGAAGUCAGCAGAGCACUGAAAUCAAAAGUGAAGUUAGUCUGGGUACAUCUCCGAGACAACUGCCAGUUGAUCCUUCUACAGUUUAUGGACAGGGAAUUCUGCAAUCAAAGCCUGGAAUGGGGAGUCCAGGAUUAAACCCUGGAGCGAAUGUUCUUCCUUUAAAGGGAUGGCCAUUAACUGGCAUGGAUCAAAUCCGACCAGGUUUAGGCCCUCAGGGCCAGAAAAAUUUCAUUCAAAAUCAAAGUCAAUUUCAGCUCUCGCCGCAGCAGCAGCAACAACAACAACAACAGAUGUUAGCUCAGGUUCAAGCGCAAGGAAAUAUGACUAAUUCACCCAUGUAUAGCGACAUGGACCCUCGAAGAUUUACAGGAGUACCUAGAGGAAACCUGAAUCCGAAAGAUGGCCAACAAAAUGCAAAUGAUGGAUCUAUAGGAUCCCCAAUGCAGUCAAGUUCGUCAAAACAUAUCAACAUGCCCCCAGUACAGCAAUCUUCUUCUCAGCAACAAGAUCCCUUACUAUCACAACAAUCACAGCAGAACAACCGCAAAAGAAAGGGACCUUCCUCUUCAGGUCCGGCUAACAGUACAGGGACAGGAAACACGGUUGGUCCAUCCAACUCACAGCCGUCAACUCCGUCAACACAUACCCCUGUCGAUGGAGUUGCUAUAACUGGUAACAUGCAGCAUGUCAAUAGCAUGCCGAAAGUACCAAUGAUGUAUGGUUCUGAUGGAAUAGGUGGUCUUGCAUCAUCAGCGAACCAACUGCUGCAGGAUGACAUGGAACAGUUUGGAGAUGUGGGAGCCCUAGAAGAUAAUGUAGAAUCAUUUUUGUCCCAAGAUGAGGGAGAUGGAGGAAACUUGUUUAGCACCCUAAAGCGGAACCCUUCUGAGCAUGCCGAAACCUCAAAAGGUUUUAGCUUUAAUGAGGUUAGUUCUAUAAGAAAAAGUGCCAGUAAGGUCAUUUGCUGUAAUUUCUCAUCUGAUGGGAAGUUGUUGGCUAGCGCUGGACAUGAUAAGAAGGUUUUUAUUUGGAACAUGGAAACACUACAAACUGAGUGCACUCCGGAAGAACAUGCUCAUAUCAUCACAGAUGUUCGCUUCAGACCUAAUUCAACUCAACUGGCGACGUCAUCGUUUGACAAAACAAUCAAAAUCUGGGAUGCUUCUGAUCCUGGUUACUACCUACGAACAAUUUCUGGUCAUACUGCUCCUGUCAUGUCCCUUGAUUUUCACCCUAAGAAAACCGACAUUUUCUGCUCUUGUGAUGGCAACAAUGAUAUUCGCUUCUGGAACAUCAACGCUUCUUGCAUGCGUGUUUCAAAGGGGGCUAGCACGCAAGUACGGUUUCAGCCAAGACUUGGACAAUUGCUUGCUGCAGCUUCGGAAAAUAUCGUGUCAAUUGUGGAUGUUGAAUCUGACAGACGGGUCCACCUCUUAAAGGGACAUUCAUCGAGUGUACAUUCUGUUUGUUGGAACACAAGCGGAGAGUUGGUAGCUACUGUUAGCGAAGACUCUGUAAAAUUAUGGUCUCUGAGCUCAGGAGAUUGCAUCCACGAGCUCAGUUCGAGUGGAAACAAAUUCCACUCUUGUGUUUUUCACCCUAGCUACCCCAAUCUCUUGGUCAUCGGUGGCUACCAGUCACUUGAGCUGUGGAACACAAUAGAGAACAAGUGUAUGACAAUACCGGCUCACGAGUGCGUGAUCUCUGCCUUAGCCCAGUCGCCUUCGACGGGAAUGAUGGCAUCUGCAAGUCAUGACAAAUCCGUAAAACUUUGGAAGUAG
Arabis nemorensis is the source of this 2361-nucleotide messenger RNA. Lineage: Eukaryota; Viridiplantae; Streptophyta; Magnoliopsida; Brassicales; Brassicaceae. The record is from the annotation of a GenBank genome assembly.